AUGAAGCCUUCUGCUAUUCUCUCCUUCGGAGCCAUCCUCCUCGGCGCCACCACCCCCGUCGAAGCAUCCCAAUGCAAGACCCCUCCCUGCGGCCGUUUCGAAAACAGCACACCAUGGACCGCCAAAUGGGCCGAUCUCGGAAUGAAAGACCACCUUUGUCAACUCAGUAGCGGCGGCAAGCCUGUCAAGUGCAAACAGUACUUCUUGGGAGCCAACUCCUCACGAGGUGGCUUCUUCCACAAGCCUCGCACUGACGUCGAUGCUUUCUGCUUUGCCGACCGAACAUACUACGUCAAGUUUGGACCGAGGGGGAGUGAGAAGGCUUACAAGAAGGGCGUUUGGAUCAAGAUCAACUCGGCUCAGACGGCGAAGUGUGUUGCUAGGAAUGAGGUACCGCAUUGUACUGUUAAUUGA
Molecule: messenger RNA, 414 nt
Organism: Fusarium coffeatum
Lineage: Eukaryota; Fungi; Ascomycota; Sordariomycetes; Hypocreales; Nectriaceae
Exons: 1
Coding region: 1-414 (137 amino acids)
Source: RefSeq, a predicted model, not a curated record